Molecule: messenger RNA, 1809 nt
Organism: Colletotrichum karsti
Lineage: Eukaryota; Fungi; Ascomycota; Sordariomycetes; Glomerellales; Glomerellaceae
Product: carbon-nitrogen hydrolase
Exons: 1
Coding region: 1-1809 (602 amino acids)
Source: RefSeq, a predicted model, not a curated record
AUGGCUUCAUCGCGGACGCUGCGCGUGGCAGCAGCCCAGAUGGGCGCUACCCAUUACACCGACUCUCGAAACAAGACAUUAGACCGCAUGAUUUCACUCCUCGAAGCGGCGGCCGUGAAAGGGGCACAAGUCGUCCUCUUCCCCGAAGCCGCGUUCACGACCUUCUUUCCCCGGCAUCUCAUCAACGACCCCGUCGAGCUCGACUCUUUCUUUGAGCACGGCGACAUCGUCACGCAACCACAGACCAAGCCUCUCUUCGACAAGGCCAACCAGCUCGGCGUAGACAUCUCGGCCGGCUUCGCCGAGAAGGCAGACGAUGGACAGACCUUCAACUCCUGCAUCUACUACCACGCCAAGAGCGGCUCAAUCCUGUCAAAGUACCGCAAGAUCCAUCUCCCGGGAGACUUCGAGCCCUUCGCGGACCCCGACGCCACGAACCAGCUGGAGAAGCGGUACUUCAAGCCGGGCGAUCUCGGUUUCAACGCGUUCCGCGUGCCGGAUCUCGUGGCUCCCAGCCCCGAGCGAGGAGACCCCAUUUUCGGCAUGAUGAUUUGCAACGACAGGAGGUGGGCAGAGAGCUGGCGCGUACUCGGCCUGCAGGGCGUGGAGGUCGUGCUCUGUGGCUACAACACGGCAGGCUUUGCGCCUCAUCUCUGGGGAUCGAGCGCCGAUAUGGACCCGGAAGAGGCGCGCAAGAAAGCGAUGUUCCACCACAAGCUGGUGAUGCAGGCUCAUAGCUACACGAACGCUUGCUUCAGUGUAAGUGCAGCGCGGUGCGGCUUGGAUGAUGGGAAGUACGACCUCAUCGGCGGAAGCUGCAUCACAGGGCCAGAGGGUGAGAUCGUCGCCGAGGCAUCCACCACCGAUGACGAGGUUGUCUACGCCGAGAUCAACCUCGACGAGUGCCGGCCCGGCAAGGAGCGCACCUUUGACUUUGCUAGACACCGCCGGGUGGAGCACUACGGCCGGAUAACGGAGCAGACUGGGGUUGUUGAGCCGCCUAAGCUGGCGGCUCCGGGAGCUGCUGCGGUGAACGGUGUGAACGGGACGGCUUCGAAGGAGAAGAAGAUUCGCGUUCUCCUCAUCAACCCAAACAGCACGCGAGCAAUGACGGACGCUUGUGUUUCCAUGGUCGAGAGCCAGCUGCCCUCGGACGUGAUCGUCACGGGCUUCACCGCACCCCGACCGGCACCUUCAGCGAUUGAGGGGAGCUUUGAUAAUGUCAUGUCGGCCGCCGCCGCCGCCAGGGCUGUCCUCCCUCUCGCAGCGACACACGAUGCAGUGCUUGUGGCCUGCUACUCCGACCAUGCCCUGAUUCGCAUGCUCCGAGAGGAGCUGCCGCGACAGCCUGUGAUUGGUAUAAUGGAGGCCUCGCUGUUCGCGGCCCGAACCUUGGGCGGCCGGUUCGGCCUCAUCGCGGUGAGCGAGCGUUCCCGAGUUCUGCACGAAGACAGCAUUCACCACUAUGGAUUCUCAACGUCCUGUGCCGGUGUCAUCUCCUGCAAGCUUGGCGUCCUAGAUCUGCACGAGAAGAGCCAGGACGAGGUCAUGGGCAUCAUGGCAUCUGUUGGCAAGCGCCUCGUUGAGGAGAAAGGAGCGGACACGCUGCUGCUUGGAUGCGCGGGGAUGACGCCGUUGAAGGGAGCGGUCGAAGCGGCCGUUGGCGAUGAAGUACAGGUCAUCGACGGCGUGUUGGCCGGCGUACAUCAUCUGGUGGGUAUGGUGAGAAUGGGAGGCGCGACCGCAAAAAGGGGCGUUUACAAAAGCUCCGCUGCCGGUCGCAAGGCAAGGGGUCAGGACUGGAUAUGA